Messenger RNA from Antechinus flavipes (yellow-footed antechinus), 5146 nucleotides. RefSeq names its product dehydrogenase E1 and transketolase domain containing 1 (gene DHTKD1). The transcript has 17 exons. NCBI's taxonomy places the organism in Eukaryota, Metazoa, Chordata, Mammalia, Dasyuromorphia, Dasyuridae. Gene Ontology annotation, biological process: tricarboxylic acid cycle. Gene Ontology annotation, molecular function: thiamine pyrophosphate binding; oxoglutarate dehydrogenase (succinyl-transferring) activity. Bases 76 to 2841 code for a protein of 921 amino acids. The record is from RefSeq and is a predicted model, not a curated record.
UAGCACACCUUGGGGUUCCGAGUCGCCGCUAGGCCAAUUGGUCUUCCUCCAGGCCUGCCAGCAGGCGUCGGCACCAUGGCCUACUCUGUUGCCGCUGUAGUCGCCAGGCGGAACCUCGGAUGGAUCCCUCGACACCUCCUCGGCCGCGGCUACCAGACGGAGCGAGGGGUCUACGGCUACCGGCCGAAGCAGCGGGAAAACGGGGAACCCCGGGGAGGCCCAGCGCGUCCAGGAGUUGAUCAUGCUCUUGCCCGUUUGGUCACAGCAUACUGUGAACAUGGCCAUAAAGCUGCCAAAAUCAAUCCUCUUUUUGCCGGUCAAUCUGUGAUGGAGACUGUACCUGAAAUCCAAACUCUUGUUGAGACUCUUCAGGGACCCUUCAAUACCACAGGAUUGCUGAGCAUGGGGAAGGAGGAAGUGUCUCUAGAAGAAGUGUUGGCUUACCUUAACCAUAUCUACUGUGGGCAGAUUUCUAUUGAAACAACCCAGCUGCAGACUCAGGAGGAGAAAGAUUGGUUUUCAAACAGAUUUGAAGAAUUAAAAAAGGAGACCUUCACUACAGAAGAACGAAAACAUCUGUCACGACUAAUGCUGGAAUCUCAGGAGUUUGACCAUUUUUUGGCUACUAAAUUUGCCACAGUAAAGAGAUAUGGUGGUGAAGGGGCAGAAAGCAUGAUGGGUUUUUUCCAUGAGUUGUUAAAGACGGCAGCCUACAGUGGUGUGACAGAUGUUAUUAUUGGAAUGCCCCACCGAGGGAGGCUAAAUUUAUUGACUGGCCUUCUACAAUUUCCACCAGAACUCAUGUUUCGUAAGAUGCGUGGCUUAAGUGAAUUCCCAGAGAGCAUCUCUGCUACUGGAGAUGUCCUUUCUCAUUUGACCUCCUCUGUGGAUCUUGAUUUUGGGUCUCAUCGACCUCUUCAUGUUACAAUGCUGCCCAAUCCCUCACACCUUGAAGCUGUUAACCCUGUUGCUGUAGGUAAAACUCGUGGGAGACAGCAGUCACAGUCAGAUGGUGACUAUUCUACAGACAGCUCUGCUCAGCCAGGGGACAAAGUUAUAUGUCUGCAGGUUCAUGGUGAUGCUUCUUUCUGUGGUCAAGGGAUUGUUCCUGAAACCUUUACCCUCUCUAAUCUCCCACAUUUCAGAAUUGGUGGAAGUAUCCAUCUAAUUGUUAAUAACCAGCUGGGUUACACCACUCCUGCAGAAAGAGGAAGGUCUUCCCUGUAUUGUAGUGACAUUGGUAAGAUUGUUGGCUGUGCUGUCAUCCAUGUCAAUGGAGAUGACCCUGAGGAAGUGGUCCGUGCCACCCGCCUGGCUGUGGAAUAUCAGCGUCAGUUUCGCAAGGAUGUAAUUGUUGAUUUAUUGUGCUACCGGCAAUGGGGUCACAAUGAGUUAGAUGAACCCUUCUUCACCAAUCCCAUGAUGUAUAAGAUCAUUAGAUCACGAAAGAGCAUCCCAGAUACUUAUGCAGAGACCCUUAUUGCCCAUGGACUUAUGACCCAGGAUGAAGUGUCUGAAAUAAAGACCUCUUAUUACUCUAAGCUAAGUGAUCACCUGACUAAUAUGACACUUUAUAGCCCACCUGCUACUAAUCUGCAAGCACAUUGGCGGGGCCUAGUGGAACCUUCUGCCAGGAUCACCACCUGGGACACUGGAGUACCCAUUGAUCUACUGAGAUUUGUGGGAGGAAAGUCUGUGGAAGUCCCUGAGGAAUUUCAGUUGCACAGUCACCUUUUAAAGACCCAUGUUCAGUCCAGGAUAGAGAAAAUAAAGGAAGGAAUGAAGUUAGACUGGGCCACUGCAGAAGCUCUAGCCUUGGGCUCAUUACUUGCUCAAGGUUUUAAUGUCCGUCUGAGUGGACAAGAUGUUGGUCGUGGAACCUUCAGCCAGAGACAUGCAAUGAUUGUUUGCCAGAAAACAGAUGACACAUAUAUCCCUCUAAACCAUAUGGAUCCUAAUCAGAAAGGUUUCUUAGAAGUGAGCAAUAGUCCUCUGUCAGAAGAGGCUGUGCUGGGGUUUGAGUAUGGAAUGAGCAUCGAGAGUCCCAAGUUACUGCCUAUUUGGGAGGCUCAGUUUGGUGACUUCUUCAAUGGAGCUCAGAUUAUAUUUGACACAUUCAUCUCUGGAGGUGAAUCCAAGUGGCUUCUUCAGAGUGGGAUUGUAAUUCUCCUUCCACAUGGUUAUGAUGGGGCUGGACCAGACCAUUCUUCCUGUAGAAUGGAGCGUUUCCUACAGAUGUGUGACAGUGUGGAAGAAGGAGUGGAUGGAGAUAAUGUCAACAUGUUUGUGGUGCACCCAACUACCCCAGCCCAAUAUUUCCACUUGCUCCGAAGACAGAUGAUUCGGAACUUCAGGAAACCCCUCAUUGUUGCAUCUCCAAAAAUACUACUUAGAUUCCCUGCAGCUGUGUCAAGUUUUCAAGAAAUGGCACCAGGGACAACAUUCAAGCCUGUCAUUGGUGAUUUUUCUGUAGAUCCCAAAAAUGUUAAGAGCAUAAUUUUCUGCUCUGGUAAACAUUUCUAUGCUCUGAUGAAGCAAAGAGAAACUUUAGGGAAGAAGAAAGAUGAGACUGCUAUCAUCCGAAUAGAAGAACUCUGCCCAUUCCCACUGGAAGCAUUACAGCAAGAGUUGAGCAAAUACAAAAAUGCCAAAGAUUUUAUUUGGAGCCAAGAAGAGCCACAAAAUAUGGGUCCCUGGCUUUUUAUCUCCCCAAGAUUUGAAAAACAAUUAGCCUGCAAGCUCCGUCUGGUGAGCCGGCCUCCUUUACCAGCACCAGCUGUAGGAAUUGGAACAAUACACCUGCAGCAGCAGGAAGAAAUCCUCACCAAGACCUUUGCUUGAGGCCUUUUUCCGAAGAAAUGCGACUUCCUUUUAGAAACUGCCUUAAAAAGAAGGGUCUCUUUUUCCUAAUUCAAGUUCCAGCUUCCAGACUGUCAUUUUCUCACAAGUGGGACCUUACAAGGGCAGAUGAUUGUCAACAGAGAAAACAGGAUGGAUAUGUUUGCAUGUGAAUUUUUUUUUGAGUACUUAAUUUGUUUACAGUGAGUAUCUAUUUUGGUUUGGGAUAUACUCAAGCAAAGUUGAGAAUCAAGACCUUCUCUCCCCGAUUGUCCCCCAAACUACUUUUAUCCUAAUUUUCUGAGCAUGAAUGUGCAUAGGAUCUGUGAUUUCAUCAGUAUUCCAGUAUGUGACUUAAUAGAGAAAUCCUGGGGAGUUACUUGAGAUAUAUAGGAUAUCCUCAAAGUUUAAGUGCAAUUUUAAGCUUUAAGACCUUAAACUAUUAAUUUUUUAAUAACUUAAAAUGGCACCAAAUCUUUUGGGACACAUGACUAGAAAUUUAUAUUCUGGUUAAGUGACCUGAUCAAAACCAUAGCCAGUAAGCUUUAGAGACAGCAUUUGAAAUCCAGUGUACCUGAUAGCAAGGCUAACACACUGUCCUUUACACCAAGCUGCCUCUACAGUUUUCUAGAUAUUACAAACAAAAUAUUUUUGUGCUUGAGUCAUAGUUAUAUAUUAUCUGGAUUCUCCAUUUCACUUGUUUAUUGUAGGCCUAGCUAGGUUUCAUUGCUUUUUGCCUUUUUUUUUUCUUCCCAUAAUCCUUCUGACAACUACCAAUAGCUUUGGACUCCAGUAUGCCGUAGAAUCUGGGAUGUUUCUGUUAAAGCUAUUUUAAAAAAUGUUUCAUACAAGUGCUUCAGAAAAGCUGGGUUGGUCCUAAUUUACAUUCUUAAAGAUUGGGGUGCUUUAUUUGUCCAGUUAUAGUUAUCCUUUUAAAUUAAAGGGUUUGUGAUAUGUAAACUACAAUAAUAUUGCUUUUCAGAUGGAUGAUUUAGGUGCUUUGAAGUAAAUGACCUGUAGCCUCUUAUCAGAGCAUUUCUCUUUCAGAUUGCUUUUAUAAAGAAUAACUGUAAUAUUUGGAGAACUAUUAAGAGGGUAUCAGUGCUCUGACUAAAUUAUCUUUAGGAGCCGUUCAUGAAGGAAUAGUGGCUAUUUGGAUAGGGUGUUUUAGAAGUACUAUAUUCUUUGAUAGAGGAAGCUUCGGGAUCCACGACUCUCAGGGACUAUUAGAAGUCAUUGUCCUCUGAAGAAUUCUGAAAUGAUAUGUUGUACUAGAGGAUUAACUAAGGUUCAGUCCAAUGCUGCUGAACCAAUUACAAACCCAUUUCAUAAUAGAAGUUUUCACUGCUCCUGAAUACCUGUACUUUCAUUACUGUUAACCAGGCACCCCAGAGGUAUUAGAAAGAUGAAAUGAACCUAUUCCAUACAUCCUUUUUUUUCUUACUUUUUGGCACAUAAUAGGUAUAGGUAAAUUAUGCUUAGAUUUUCCUGCUUUGGCUACAGGUUUAUCAUUAACUAUUAUUUGCAACAUCCAAUAAGUGUAUGUAUUGAUCUAAUAUAUAAUCUUAUAUACAAUUGUAGUACAGAUUUCCUUUUUUUCAUUUACUCCUUAAUGUUCCUUCUCUGUGUAAAGACAUAAUUGUGCCAGUUAUAAAUUGCUAAAAUUUCAAAGGUCAUUGUAAGGUGAGACUUGUUAUUACUGAGCUCCAAUUUUAACUGGAGAAAAUUAGAGCUAUAACACCAUCUAAUCUUGUCAAACCUCUGCAGUUUUUGAGCAAAAUGGAAUGCUUAUUUAACCUAUAAAUAUGAUCAAAUUAAGCCACUUUAAUUAAGCAGCUUUCCCAAUUUUCAGUUUUAUAAAUUAAUCAAUCCCUCUUCAUUUCAGUCCUCUAUAAGUUCAACUGUGAAACAUAAAAACUCACUUUUUCUUUUGUCAUCUUGACCUUGCUCGUUUCCAGUUAUAUUUUGGAUAUCCAUGCAAGAAAGAAAUGUCUAAAGAGUUUCAAAUAAAAUAGAUUUCUUUUUAAUUAAGCAUUUAUUUCAUUUUCCUUCUAGGUAUGUGAAGAAUUUUAAGAUAAUUCUAAAAUGCUUAAAAUAAGCUAUCUCAUGCAUUCCUUAUUGUAUCUAUGUAUGUGUUGAAGGAAAAUUCAAAUUUGUCAAAAAGCAUUAAAAUUGGUUUACAGUUAGCCUCUUGAGGUUUGGGGAAAAAAUCAUAAAAGAACUGUUUGAAUUGCAAAAUUUAAUCAUGUAAAGUUGUUUACUAAAACCAUUUUGUUCAGUGAAUAAAAAAAAAAUCUUGAGUUCACAA